CACGAUCUGCUAAUGUGCGGAUUCUUGAUCCCAUGUAGUAUAUGUGAACACUCGUAGGUACUAUACCCCAGACCCGAAGAGUCCCUCGUGUAUAUCGACGAGCGGGUGUCGGUAACUGUGUGCCUCUUAGUACCAAAACCAAACCACAUGGAAAUCGAUAGAGUGUUGCAUGCUUCCACUGCCAUUGGUCAAGUGUAGCACGGUAACUGGUCUCCAACAUUGGUAGACAGUUGCUUUUGCUUUAGGCUGAUUGGCUGGCAAAUCGAGCAUGUGUUUUGUCUUGGCAUUUGGUACACUUAACCACGCCGUACAUGCUUGGUUAUGCGCUAUAAGCAGUUACAGUCUUCUCAUGACAAGCCAUAGGAAUAUCCUACUUGGAUAUCAACUAGCACCUGUCUUCCUGGUGCGUACGGAGUACAGACUACUCCGUCGUCUAACGACCAUCAUGUCGACAAUUCUCAGUGAAUGCCUAGCAGUACCAACUCCACAGCAGACGUCAAAUGGAGUAUCGAUACUAUUUAUCUACUCACCAGAAGGACAGGUUCUAUAGCCCCUCAGUGCGCUGAAGGCUAAAUGCUUGGCUCUCGAAAGUGAUUAUCGUUGAAUCAGGUCACAUCCACAAGACGUCUUUCAAAGUGAACUAUAAUGCAGAUGCGGCGCGGAGGAGAUUGGAUAUAUACGCAGACCCUAAACGUUGUUUGCCGAUUUA
Messenger RNA from Aspergillus ruber CBS 135680, 709 nucleotides. RefSeq lists its product as uncharacterized. The transcript has a single exon. NCBI's taxonomy places the organism in Eukaryota, Fungi, Ascomycota, Eurotiomycetes, Eurotiales, Aspergillaceae. The coding region runs from base 269 to 550 and encodes 93 amino acids. The record is from RefSeq and is a predicted model, not a curated record.